GUUAUUAAUAAACAUAAGCAACUACAAAAUGAAAAUACUAAUCUUAUUUCUCAUAACGCACAAAAAGAUAUUUUUAUUGCUGAAUCCAAAGCUAAGAAUGUUACAAAAUCCAAGAAAAUCAAAUCACUUGAAUAUAUGAUCAAGAUAUUGGAAA
This is a messenger RNA of Dentiscutata erythropus, 154 nucleotides long. The record is from the annotation of a GenBank genome assembly. Lineage: Eukaryota; Fungi; Glomeromycota; Glomeromycetes; Diversisporales; Gigasporaceae.